CCAUGCCCACCAAGAACAUCACAGGCGAGCGCCUCACCAAAUUCAAGAACAAGGGCAAAGACCCUGCAAAACUCCGCGAAAAAAGGAUCACGGAGUGCGUGGAGCUGCGCAAGGCUCACAAGGAUGAGAGUUUCCUGAAGCGACGAAACAUAACGCUGUCGUCUCUACCGGAUGAGGAGGCUCUGUCUCCGUACCUCAUCCCCAAUGACGGGGGCACAUUUUCAUCCAUCGAGGAGAUCGUUAAAGAUGUGACAUCCGACUGCAAAGACUCUCAAACUAGAGGCUGUCAAGCAGCCAGGAAGCUGCUUUCUCAGGAGCGUAACCCGCCUCUAAAGGAGAUCAUAGAUGCUGGUCUGUUGUCCCGCUUUGUAUUAUUCCUGUCCAUGGACGAUGAGCCGGCUCUCCAGUUUGAAGCAGCCUGGGCUCUGACAAACAUCGCCUCUGGAACAUCGUGGCAUACACAGCAGGUGGUGGAACAUGGGGCUGUACCAGCUUUCAUUGCGUUGCUGGCCUCACCACUGCUGCACAUUAGUGAACAGGCUGUUUGGGCACUUGGAAACAUUGCAGGUGACGGUGCGGCAUAUCGAGACAUCCUGAUCGAGUGCAAUGUCGUUCCUGCUUUGCUGGCCCGCAUUUGCCCAGAUACACCAGUUGGCUACCUGCGUAACCUAACAUGGACGUUGUCCAACUUGUGCCGAAACAAGAACCCAUUCCCACCCUUGUCUGCAGUCAUGCAGGUUCUUCCCUCACUGAUUCAGCUGCUCCAUCUCAGUGAUAAGGAUAUCCUGUCUGAUGCAUGCUGGGCAAUCUCCUACCUCACAGAUGGGGACAAUGACCGUAUUGACGUUGUGGUAAAAACUGGGAUUGUUCCUCGGCUGGUGGAGCUCAUGAGCCACGAGCAGCUUGGUGUCCUGACCCCGGCUCUCCGCUCUAUCGGGAACAUAGUGAGUGGCUCUGACGUCCAGACCCAGAUGGCAAUUGACGCUGGAGUUUUAAAUGUCUUGCCUCAACUGAUGAGGCACCCAAAGGCCAGUGUGCAGAAGGAGGGGGUGUGGGCGUUGUCCAACAUUGCUGCAGGUCCCUGUAAGCAAAUCCAGCAGCUAAUCACCUGCGGACUGAUCCCUCCUUUGGUAGAACAGCUGAAAAACGGAGACUUCAAGACUCAAAGGGAGGCAGUGUGGGCAGUGACUAACUUUACCAGUGGGGGCACUGUGGAGCAGGUGGUCUACCUGGUGCAGAGCGGAGCCCUGGAGGCGAUAAUCAACCUGCUGCAGGUCAAAGAUGCUAAAGUCAUUCUGGUCAUCUUGGAUGCCAUCAAUAACAUGUUCAUGGCAGCGGAGAAGCUCGGUGAGAUGGGGAAACUGAGCCUGUUGAUUGAGGAGCUGGGAGGCCUGGACCGCAUAGAGAUGCUGCAGAAUCAUGACAAUGACGUGGUGUACCAGGCUGCACACAACCUCAUAGAGAAGUACUUUGGUGACGAUGAAAAUGAUGGCGCAAAGGUUGAAACUACAGAUGAUGCAUUUGUAUUUCAAUGCACUGAUGUUCAAAAAACAUUUGAAUUUUAAAUGUCUAUUUAUUCAUGUUGA
Molecule: messenger RNA, 1586 nt
Organism: Solea solea (common sole)
Lineage: Eukaryota; Metazoa; Chordata; Actinopteri; Pleuronectiformes; Soleidae
Gene: kpna7
Product: karyopherin alpha 7 (importin alpha 8)
Exons: 12
Coding region: 3-1565 (520 amino acids)
Biological process (GO): NLS-bearing protein import into nucleus
Cellular component (GO): nucleus; cytoplasm
Molecular function (GO): nuclear import signal receptor activity; protein binding
Source: RefSeq, a predicted model, not a curated record